AGAUAACAAACAUUCGGAGGAACCAGAUUUGUUUGUCAGCAUAUGCAGUAGUUAAGCCUUGGCGCAUUGAGGGAGACAAAAUUCCUACACAAUCUGUACAUCACAAUUCUAGUGAAGUAUUGGCGUGAUUCGUUUGUCAUUAUGGAUAAUAUUAUCUUUGGAUUAUCUCUGGUGCCGCUGUUGAUGAUUAGAGAUGUUGAUUUAUGCAAUACUCAAGCUAUUGGCCAGUGUGCACAAAAUGCUGACUUGUCGGUACUGAAAGAUCCCCAGAAAUCUUGUCUAGAAUGGAAGAAAUAUGAAGAAUGUACCUCACCAUUUGCAGAGGCAUGCGCAGAUAAUCCAACGUAUAUAAACUUCAACAACAGAAUGAAUCUUUUCCGAACAACUUGUGGAGGAUCUGCCAGUGAAUCAUGUGACAUCAUGGGUCUUCAGAAAUGUAUGAGUGUGGUUGAAUCCUCUCAGAGCGAAGGCAGCGGCCCAGAGGAAACCUGCAAAUUAUACCCAAAGUUUCGGGAAUGUGUAGACCCUUUACAAAGAGGCUGCGAGGAUAACAACCAACAAUAUCAAAACAUCAAGGACAGCAUAUUUCGCUAUGACAAGCUUUGUGGUGGUCCAGUUAAUGGUCAAUGUAACAUGCAGGGCGUUAGCGCGUGCAUGCCAAGUGGACAACCUUCAACGGACAACCAGUGCGAAAUGUUCAGAACUUUGCAGACCUGUCUGGAACCAUUUAAAGCUGGCUGCGAAUCGGACUCCACCUUCCAAACAAUGAUGGCCGGAUUUGCCCAACUAGGCCCGCUAUGCGGCGGUUCGUCUGGUUCUUCUGGUGGCGAUGGACAAUGUGACAUGGUAGGAGUUGGUAAAUGUAUGGAGGGUGUUCAGUUACCUUCACCUGACACAAAAGAUCUGCAGACGGCAUGCGCAUCGUUUAAUGAGGUACUAACAUGUAUUAAGCGAUAUGAAAGUGAUUGUGCAUCACUACAGGCCUUCCAGCAAGCCAAAGGAGCUAUUGACGCUGUAACACCAUUUUGUGCCGGUGGUGCAGCCUGCAAUCCAAUGAAAUGCUUUACCGAUGCUGGACUUGACAUCAGUAGCAAUAGUAUGCCCAACCUCACCUGUGAUGUUAGCCAACAAGUAAAGAAGUGUAUGGACUUGCUGAGCGCUGCAUGCGAAGGAAACGCAUUAUACCCAACUCUUGUCCAGGCUAUUAAGAAAGAAGAACAGGCUUGCAGUCAGAAAGGUCCAGUUAAUGGUCAAUGUAACAUGCAGGGCGUUAGCGCGUGCAUGUCAAGUGGACAACCUUCAACGGACAACCAGUGCGAAAUGUUCAGAACUUUACAGACCUGUCUGGAACCAUUUAAAGCUGGAUGCGAAUCGGACUCCACCUUCCAAACAAUGACUGCCGGAUUUGCCCAACUAGGCCCGAUAUGCGACGGUUCGUCUGGUUCUUCUGGUGGUGAUGGACAAUGUGACAUGGUAGGAGUUGGUAAAUGUAUGGAGGGUGUUCAGUUACCUUCACCUGACACAAAAGAUCUGCAGACGGCAUGCGCAUCGUUUAAUGAGGUACUAACGUGUAUUAAGCGAUAUGAAAGUGAUUGUGCAUCACUACAGGCCUUCCAGCAAGCCAAAGGAGUUAUUGACGCUGUAGCACCAUAUUGUGCCGGUGGUGCAGCCUGCAAUUCAAUGAAAUGCUUUACCGAUGCUGGACUUGACAUCAGUAGCAAUAGUAUGCCCAACAUCACCUGUGAUGUUAUCCAACAAGUAAAGACCUGUAUGGACUUGCUGAGCACUGCAUGCGAAGGAAACGCAUUAUACCCAACUCUUGUCCAGGCUAUUCAGAAAGGAGAACAGGCUUGCAGUCAGAAAGUUUGUGAUUUCCAGGCCUGUAACAUCGAUCACACUUUCCCAAUCGGUGUUCCCAGUAAAAUGGAAUACGAGAGAGGAUGCACUACAAUGAACAAUGCUAUCGCUUGUUUGAAAACUAAAUGUCCUGGAGACAAAAUGGUGGAAAGCGUGAGUAUGGGAUACGACAAGUUCUGCAAGGACUCCAGUAUCAAGACAGGACUAGCUACCUAUAAAGAUUGUCUUGCUAGCACAACUGUUAACCAGGACUGUCAGAAGCACUUCACACCAGAUAUGCAAGGUGGGAAGGAGGAGAGCGAGGAGGAGGAGUGUCAGAGAAUAGCCAUGUAUUCCAUGUGUGCGAAGAAAGCCGUGUCUAAAUGUGACAGUGAAGGGGCUGAGGCGUUCACAUCUGAAACUGCCAGAAAAAUUAUCACUCUUAAAACAAAACGUGAGGGCGGAAUCAAGUGUUCAACUGGUGGCGCUCCUUCAACAAUGCCGGCUCUGUGGACUCUGCUGUCUGCCGCUCUGGUCACUUUAGCCGCCAUUUUAUAAAACCAACCUACCUCUUGUAUUGUGGAUGAAUACAGAACAUUCCAGUGGAGCGUGAAUCACUCGGUGUGGACCGCAUUAUCACUAGCAACACUAACCCCGUCUCUAUACCGGAAAUCACGUGUUAUUGGGUUGGAAAAGACUGUUUAUAUCAUUGGAGAAACGGACUGAGACACGUGACACAUGUUUUGUGUUUAACAUUAAGUAGUAAAACAUAUUUUUGAUUUAACAGAUUUGUUAACGGUAUUUCACGCUUGCCUCGACCAGAACGUUUUGUAUUUUUAUUAUCAAGAGUUUACGUAAAAUUAGAAGACGAGGAUGAUUCUUAAGAACCAGCAGAGGAAAUUCUAAACCAUCAUCUACAUUCUACAAGUGAUUGAUUUCUAUGCUAAGUGUAGUGUAUUUGUAUGCGUUUGUGUAUAGAUUGGUAUGCAAUCUUUAAGUGCUUUUUUUUUUAAGUAUAGUACGUUUUGUAAUGAAUGGAUUUUUGAAUGUU
Ostrea edulis (European flat oyster) is the source of this 2887-nucleotide messenger RNA. RefSeq lists its product as uncharacterized. The record is from RefSeq and is a predicted model, not a curated record. The transcript is spliced from 22 exons. NCBI's taxonomy places the organism in Eukaryota, Metazoa, Mollusca, Bivalvia, Ostreida, Ostreidae. The coding region runs from base 142 to 2394 and encodes 750 amino acids.